Molecule: messenger RNA, 342 nt
Organism: Rhagoletis zephyria (snowberry fruit fly)
Lineage: Eukaryota; Metazoa; Arthropoda; Insecta; Diptera; Tephritidae
Source: RefSeq, a predicted model, not a curated record
AGCUCCUCCGCGCCUUAAACGCCGAAAUGUCUGCCAAUGGACAAGAACUAGGCACGCUACCCGAAGAACCCGACUACGCUGAUACGGUAUUUAACGAACUAGAAGUGGCAAAUAAAUACGAAAUGUUACGUAAAUUAGAGAAAGACUUGCGCAACGAACAGGAAAUUGUUACCAAAUCAGCGUUGUUAAUGAAAAUGCUUGAGGAUCCAAAUUUACAAACGCUGCCGGUUAUUUAUGUGGAAGAGGAUGAGAAUGAGGAGACAUCAGAAGAAGACGUGGCUACAAACAACAAUAAUUUGGCAUAUCAGUUGGGUGAAGUGGGUGGUCGAGGUGUGGCCAAAC